Molecule: messenger RNA, 775 nt
Organism: Wyeomyia smithii (pitcher-plant mosquito)
Lineage: Eukaryota; Metazoa; Arthropoda; Insecta; Diptera; Culicidae
Gene: Spase12
Product: signal peptidase complex subunit 1
Exons: 4
Coding region: 434-724 (96 amino acids)
Biological process (GO): protein targeting to ER
Cellular component (GO): signal peptidase complex; endoplasmic reticulum membrane
Source: RefSeq, a predicted model, not a curated record
AAUAAAUGGUUCAUGGCGAUCGCGACGUUCAUUCGUUUUGUACAUUUAGUGUUUCAAUAAAUUUAGUUAAGUUGGAAAAUUGUGUUUCAUAAAACUAAGAGUUUUUCUUGCUAAAAGAAUUGUGACCAGUGACUUUUAUCGAAGAAGAACGAACACUUUGUAAACAUAAAUAUCAGAUGUUUCAGUGAAAAUAUGAAACUCAUCAAAUUACUUCGUCAGAUUCCAGCUGAUUUGUGGUUUUCGAGCAGUAACAAAAUCUUUGGAAAAACAUCUGGCAUCUCUGUUUUCAGCCCCUGGUUUUAAAUGCUUGUUUUUUUGUGCGUGAGCGUGGCUGUGAUCUUAAAUAGUGACGUGUAUUCAAGUUUUGUCCAAAAGGAUACUAUUACUUCAAUUGUGGUGAAAAUUCAGCUUAAAUAAUAUCCGUAAUAUCACAAUGCUGAACGUAGCUACUCAUAUGGACUAUGAAGGCCAAGGACGUGCAGAGAAACUAUCCCGGGUAAUCAUUACAUUGUUUGGAGCGGUAGGUCUUAUCUGGGGAUAUGUUAUUCAGCAGUUUUCACAGACGGUCUACAUUUUGAUUGCCGGUGUUCUACUGGCUUCAAUCUUAACUAUUCCACCAUGGCCAAUUUAUCGUCGAAAACCACUUAACUGGCAGAAAGCCCGUCUCGAGCCGCAAUCUGCCACAACAGGAGAUAACGAAAUGAGUAAGAAAAAGAAGCAUUAAAUGAUUUAACAAAAUUUUUUGUAUCGAAAAUAUAUUAGCAUUUGAAUUCAA